GAAAAUCGCGAUCAAGUUGAAAUUCACCAAAAAUAAACAAUAACAAGAAAACAAAACAAAGAAAAUGAAUUAAAUACCAAAACUGUUACCAUUAAAUUACCAGCAAUCAUCAUCUUAAUCAACAACAACAAAAACAACAACUAACUGGACAAGUGAGAUUUUUACAAGACUACCUUCAACCCGAACCGGACUUGACUGAUUUUCUUUAAUUUUUUACUUUAUUGAAUAGCAAUUUAGUUAAUAGUUACAAUACAACAGAAAGUUAAUUUAACAGCAGAAAAAUAUCAAGGAGACACAAGAUAUUGGAUUCAAGGUUAUUUCACAAGGACAAACCUCAGGCCUAUGAACAAAAAACAUGAGCUUGAUACAUAAAGUUAAUUGUAGAGAGACAACUAAUCAACCAUAAUCAUUCAAGGUUCUGUUGAUUUCUCUCACUAUUAUGCUUGUGUUUCUUAUUUGAAUUAUUUAUUGUUUCAAUUACAAUGCUGCUCAUCAUCAUCAUCUAAUUAAUUAACAACUUUUCUUACUUCUUCUACUAAUAAUUAGUAUUUAGAUUAAUCCAAACAAUUAAUACGUUUAACUUUACAGCAAUUUACUUCUCAAUGUUUACUCAAACUUUCUAGAUUUUUUCUCUCUCUCUCUUUAAUUGUAAUACUUAUCACUUAUAAUAACUAAUCAUUUGAAAUCAUCUUGAACAUAAUUAUCGACACCAUCAUCAAAAUGUUGAUAAUAACAAUCAAUUGAAGAAAAUGAUGAUGAGAUAAUCAUAAUAAUCCAUAUGAUGAAAUGUUAAUUGUUUUACUUUUUUUUUCCUCUUCCAAAACAAUCUCAUCAUCAACAUGUUAAUUCUCGUUUAAAUUGUUUCUCAUCUGAACAAUUUCUAUUAGAAUUUGUUUAAUCAUUUUCUUUUAGUUAAAUUGUUAAUUUCCAUCAAUUGGUUAAUCAACGAAAACUAACAAAAAGUCACGUGACUUAAUCUGCCUGGAAACUAAUGGUUACGUUUUAAUCAGUAGAUUUAUUUUCAAUCAGCCUUUCAUUUUGAUUCCUCUUGAUGUUUAAUUUGUUUUCAUUUUUUUUUAUUUCAUUAAAAUUAACAAUCAACAAAUUGUGUUUCUUCAAAAAUCGCCAGUUUUACAUUUCCAAUUUAAUUAAUUCUAAAUUUCAACGAUUAAUUAAACAACAACAACAACAAUUCAACAAAUCGGUCAAUCCAAAAUCAAUGUGUAUCUAUGAUAGUGUAUUUACCUAUAUAAUAACCUUAACUCUCUCUAAUUAAUGUUGAUUGUAAUUAGUUAAUUUAAUUUUCUAAUCAAUUGGUGAAUUGUCCAUUGAAUUAAAAGCUGUUAAAGUGAAUUUAAUCUAAAUAGAAAGUGAUAAUCACCAUUACACUUUUCCAUUUUCUUUUUGGAAAUUUUUUCUCUUUUCUGCCACUCAUCAUCUCUAUUACUCUUGUUAAUAAUCAUGGCCACAACCACCACCAAACUACCUCCAUCGUAAACACCAACCACCCCAUAAGCUUCACUGUAACUGAUUCUAUUCCUUGUGAUUAUUAACAUGGAAAAAAAUUUCUUCGUUUCUCUAUUUGGAUAUUAACUAAAUGAUCAACUGUUUGUGCUUUAAAAAUGUCAACAAUUAUGAGUCCAUUUGGUUUGCCGGAGAAACGAUUAGCGGCAGUAACAACACCAAACACAAGUGGAACAACAUCAACCAUGAUGUUACAAGGACACAAUGAAGUUUCAACAAGAUUACAAUUUGUUGAUGGAAAUCAUUUAGCCUUGUCUUCAAUCACAUCUUCUCCUUCAUCUACAAAUACUGUUAAUCACAAUCAAAAUAAUUCUACCUCAAAUUAUUUACAAAAUGAUGAGAAUACGUCUGUUGGUAACAGCGUAGGUUUAAAUGUUAGAGGAUGGAAUCAACCUCAACAAAAUUCACACCAUCAUGUACAACAACAACAACAUCAUCAUCAUCACAAUCACAAUCACCAACAACAAUUACAAAAUCAAACAAUUGAACAUCACCAUCAUCGCCAUCAACAACAACAACAACAGCAGCAGCAACAACAACAUCUUCACCAAAAUCAACAAUCUUCCUCAUCUUUAGGUGCACUCUCUUCACCAACAUCACAAUCAACGAUAAUUAAACGAGAAUGUAAAUCUGAGAUAAUUCAUUCAGGUCAUUUUAUGGUUUCACAAAUUGAUGAUCAACAAGAUGAUGCCAGUGAAGUUGAUCAAUCAACUGUCAAUUUUAAAGAGACCUCAGUUGUACCAAUUGGUGUUGAAUCAAUACAACCCUCUGAGGUUGUCACCAAAUCACGUUACCCUGUUAUCUAUAAUAAUAAUUCAAAUCAGAAUCAUAAUCAUCUUCAACCUCAUCAAUAUCUUCACCAUUUUCCAACAGCAAGAGCUUUCCCACCAAGACGUUUCAUCGAUGAAGGUCUAAGUAAACUGUUCGAGUGUAUGAGUUUAGCCUACAGUGGUAGUAUCACCUCACCCAAAUGGAAAACGUUCAAAGGAUUACCUUUGAAGCUAAAGGAUAAAAUUAGACUGAACAAUAUCAUAUGGAGAGCAUGGCACAUACAAUAUAUUAUUGGUCGUGAUCCUCGAGUUUGCCAAUUCUCAUCUCCGGUGGAAAGUGAUUCGCACACCAAGACUGAAGCCGUUAUACUUGAAGGUAAAUACUGGAAACGACGACAUACAACGGUGGUCGCUGAAUAUCAUAAAUGGCGAGCUUAUCAUAAGAAUAUAAUAAGACCGAGACCCACUAGACAUUCUUUCUCCGAUUAUCAUGAUGGCCGUUGGAAUGAGUUUUUCUCCAAUCAAGACUUGAGCAAUUUAAGUGUUGACGAUGAUUUUACGAUGGAUUUUUCCGAUAAUUUGUUGAAUUCGCUGGUCCCUCCCAAUGUGAUUGACUUUCCUAAUCCAAGGGAAAUAGCCCGAUCAGGUAUGGGAGCUGAUUUUAUCCAACCAGGUCUCACUCAAUUACAACCUUGCCUUGAUGAUUUCAUGGAGCCUUUAUCAGAUUUCCUGUUGAGCAGGGUAUGCAUUAUGCCACCAUUACCAGAGGAAUCAACGACUGACAAUCUCAGGGAUAAUUGGAAAUUAACCGAUAAACAAUCAUCGAGAUUUGGAGCAGCUUCAACUUCCGUUGUUAACUCUGAUUACAUGCAAAUGUCCUAUGGAGAUAUGUUAGAUGUAAGCUCUAAUAAUCAAGGAGUGAUUAAAGGUUUCACAGAAAAUCAGGGAAAUUCAAAUAUAUCUACAAAUUUAGGUGCUGAUUCGUUAACCAACACAGCGACCGUUAUUCAAGUUGCUGGUUUACCCCAACAACAAGGAUUAUCUACUAAUCAUCAUCCUGUAAAUUCACCAUCAGCUCAGCCCCAAUCUCCUAAUGUAGAUAUUAUUAACCAUGUUAAUAGUGGUGCUGGUGGACCAUUGGACAUGAAUUCAUUGAAUCCGCUUGAUUCUGUUAACCUUCAAGUACAAAACAAUUCGGUAAUUAACAUUACCUAUCCAACUCAAUCAACCCAAGGUAUACCUGUACAAGCCACUGGUGGUGUCCAAACACAACAGACAAACUCACUAGAUGCUCAUAAAAAUAAUCGUCUCUUUGGUAGUUAUGAUUGUAUCAUGGACAUUAGUUCAUUGGGAUCUAAUUAUACCAAUGAACUUGUAAAAUCAGAUCAAACUACGAUCCCAUGUUUACGUAACGAAAAUGUUACAGAGACCAGUCCCAGAGGUUCGUUAGAAGAGCAACAUUUUGCUUAUCCUAAAAUGCCAACACGAUCAUCGAGACAUAGAUCUCGAAGUGUGUCCACUCCACACAUGGUCUUUAAACCUCAAUCUCAACAACAACAACAACAGCAACAGCAGCAACAACAACAACCUCAACAAAACCAACAACAAUCCGUACCCAGCAUUGCCAAUUCAUCUGCAGCUUUAAUUUUAAAUGAUGUUACACAUCAACAACAAUCAAUCAAAAAUACUAUGGGAGCCAUGGAACGAUCAAUUUCGUUACCAGUUUACUCUCAGAGACGAAACGCCAUUGGUCCUCUUUUAAAUGCUCAAAUUAUGCAACAAAGUCAAAUGAACUUUUCAUCUUCCAAUAAUCUAUUAGCUCUUAGAGGAGGAAACGCCAACAAUGCUUCGGCUGGUGGUGGUGGAAAUCAUACUUUUGUACCAAAUUCGUUUAAUAAUAAUAAUGUUCAAAUUCCACCAGGAACUCCUUCACCUGAUUUAUCCACCUCUCAUUCAAUAGUACCAACUGGACAAUAUUCCUCAGAGUCUUCGAUGAAUAUCAAUCCGUCAGGAAACAUUUCCACUCAUUCACUUGCUCAUCCACCUCAAUCCCAACCUCAAUCCAUUGUCCAAACAACAUCCGGUGGAUCAUCUACAGAUUUUACUUCUGAUUCAAAUAGUUUAAUUGCUCAACUAUUAUCGAAUUCAGGAUCACCUUCUAAUAUGAAUAAUCCAAUGGUAGCAAUAAAAAGUGCCAAUGAUUAUGACAAUACCAGUGGAAUUAAUCAACACCAUCAGCAUCAACAAAUACAAUCCCAUCAACCCCUUGGAUUAUAUUCAUCACAUCCAUCCCUUCAUGGAAAUAUGCUCAACUAUUCAAGUGCCAGACAAUCAUUACUUUCAAGUAAUCUAAUGUCUUCCAAUUCUAACGAUGGGAUAGGACCAACUCGUCCACAUCGAGGUCGAAUUAGUGGCCGUCUAAGUGACCCUGAACCACCUCGAGGAUUACAUGCUCUAAGUGCCGUUGCAAGUCUUAAAGAGAGAGUUCGUAAAAUAUCAUCACCAACCAUUUCACCUCCACCCUUAUUGGCCUAUUCUCCAAGUUCAAAAGAUUCCAAUUCAAGUACUCCCUUGGCCUCACCCCAAUCAAUUGUAACCGUCGGUUCACCAUCAUCCGUAUCCAAUUCCCUUUCAUCAAUCAAAAUAGUUAAACUUAAAUCGGAUACCGAUAAACUUAAGUACAAAGAGCAUCGUCGAGUUUGUCACAUCAAUGCUGAGCAAAAAAGACGGUGUAAUAUUAAAAAUGGUUUUGAUACUCUUAGAACUUUAUUACCUGCAAUUAAUCAAAAUGCCAACACUAAGAUCAGCAAAGCAGCGAUGUUACAUAAAGCAGCUGAAUAUAUAAGAACGAUGAAAUCGGAGCGACAACAGAGACAAGAAGAGUGCGAAAACUUGAGGCAACAAAUUGAGAAUUUGAAUCAAACAAUCGGAGUUUUCCAAAGUCAAUUACCUGCUACAGGAGCCCCGAUUUCAUGUCAACGAGUUGGUCAAGUUAAGGAACAAUUUGAUGGAUAUGUUAAAGAACGAACAAUGACCAAUUGGAAAUUCUGGAUUUUUGGUUUAGUUAUGGAAUCACUUUUGGAAAGUUAUAUGACCACAGUAACGACAAGUGAUGUUGACGAUAUGUGCCGAUCGAUUCUCAGGUGGUUAGAUCAAAAUUGUUCAUUAGUAACCUUACGUCGAGAGGUUCUUAAUUCACUUCGUCACCUUAGCACAUCAACUAAUAUUUUAACCAGUCCAUCAACCUUACGUGAAGAGAUUCUGGAAUCAAUAGCAAAUAGUAGCAAGAAAAUCAACACAAAUAAUAAUAGAUUGACCAAUUGAUCUGACCAGUUGAUUAAACAAAAAACCAGAUUCUAAGGAAAAUUAAAAGUGUGGACAUUUAAUCAAAUAACUAUUGAAAUAUUGGGAAAACCUGAUCACAAAGUACAUGAAUAAUUUUUUAAAGUCUUUUUGGUAACAAAUCAAAUUCCUAAUUAAAUAAAAAAAUACGAAAUUGAAAGUUAAGAUAAUUAAGUUGAUCUUAUAAUUUUGAUUUUACUAAUCAAAAUGUUCCUCUGGUUCUGGUUAAAUUGUUAAUUGUUUACGUAAUUGCAAAUUAUAUUCACUAUUAUUUUGUUUGUUUCCCCAAGUCUUUAAUUAAGUUGAUGAUACAAUGUAUAAAUUAAAUCAACAAUUAACUAAUGUGAACAAUAAUAUUAAGCUGAUAAAAUACCGUGAGCUAAAUUGAUUAAUACUAAUUCUUGAAUUGAAUUAAAUCGUGCCAAAUAAUAUUAAUUGUUAACGGUUAUCAUAUUAAUAAUUAACUUUUGGUUACGUUUUUUAUCAAUAAUAAUUGAAAUAAAAGUAAAACAACAAAAAUAAUGAUAAUAAAAUGAUUUAAUCUAUUGUUAAA
Panonychus citri (citrus red mite) is the source of this 6189-nucleotide messenger RNA. RefSeq lists its product as uncharacterized. The coding region runs from base 1623 to 5618 and encodes 1331 amino acids. NCBI's taxonomy places the organism in Eukaryota, Metazoa, Arthropoda, Arachnida, Trombidiformes, Tetranychidae. The transcript is spliced from 12 exons. The record is from RefSeq and is a predicted model, not a curated record. Gene Ontology annotation, biological process: regulation of transcription by RNA polymerase II. Gene Ontology annotation, molecular function: protein dimerization activity; RNA polymerase II cis-regulatory region sequence-specific DNA binding; DNA-binding transcription factor activity, RNA polymerase II-specific. Gene Ontology annotation, cellular component: nucleus.